AUGAACUUUCGAACUUCAACAGAAAAUGUUAUAACUUUAGGUGUACAGUACAACAUUGGGCACACGGUGCUCAAAUGGGUGUACAGCGAUGAAAUCGAUUCCAAGCUUGGAGACGGCUUCAUGUUGGAUGUUAUGAAGACCGCCCACCGAUUCAAACUCGCCCUUGUCGAAAAGUGCGAAGAAAUUUUAAUCGCCAGGCUGGACAGGACGAACUGCCUUCGGUUUUAUAAAGAGUCAGAAGAGAUCUGCGCCAACACACUGAAAUCUAAAGCUUCGCAGUUCAUAACCAGUUUCUGGGAAGAGUUCACGAGCGAAGAUUUCGAAGCGAUGUCCGCUCCGCUUAUGUACAAAUUUUUAAAAUCAAAGGUCGAUUUGCCGUUGCAUAAUGCCAUCAGGCUUAAACGCGAGGACGUCGUCUUUCUUUUCUUAACCGAAUAUCAGUCGCAGUUGACCGCGAAAAUAAACGAACGCAAUAACGAAGAUCUGUGUCCUCUGGCACUAGCGCUGCAAACCAAGCAGAUUCACAUGGCCGAGACGAUCGUUUGUCACGGCGCGGACGUGAAUUCCAGCGACUCCAAGGGCAGGACGCUGCUAAUAAAAUUUCUACUAGCAGGUAAGAUUGCAGUUCAACUAAAUAUAUUAGGAAAUCAAAUAAUAAUAUAAUA
Messenger RNA from Soboliphyme baturini, 665 nucleotides. Lineage: Eukaryota; Metazoa; Nematoda; Enoplea; Dioctophymatida; Soboliphymatidae. The record is from the annotation of a GenBank genome assembly.